Heterostelium album PN500 is the source of this 2139-nucleotide messenger RNA. RefSeq lists its product as uncharacterized. The record is from RefSeq and is a predicted model, not a curated record. Gene Ontology annotation, biological process: mRNA stabilization. Lineage: Eukaryota; Evosea; Eumycetozoa; Acytosteliales; Acytosteliaceae. Gene Ontology annotation, molecular function: RNA cap binding. Bases 1 to 2139 code for a protein of 712 amino acids. The transcript has 3 exons.
AUGACUAAAAACAUUAAUUCAUUAUUGUGUAGGAAUAACGUUAGUGGACAUAUAAUUUUAGAAAUGGAAUCUUCAUCAACAACAACAAUAAAUAAUCAAAAGAUUGGAAAGUUCUUUGGUCAAAAAGUACCAAAAGAACAAACAAUCAAUAACAACAACAACAACAACAAUAAUCAAGAAGAAUCAAUUAAUACUCCUACCAUCAAUGAUUUAAUCAUUCAACAAAUUAUUGAAAAUCUAUGUCGUGAUGUAUAUCUUAGAUGUAAUAUGGAUGAGAAUGGAUGGAUUGCUUUAUCAUUUAUCUCAAAGUUCAACCGUAUGAAGUCGUUCGAUAUGAAGGAUAUCGUGGAGAGUGUUGCGCUGUCUGAGGUCGUCGAGUUGAACGAGGACAACACUGCCAUUCGUUUGGCGAGUGAGAAGCGUACCAUGUGGAUCCUGACCGACGAUAUGAAGCGAGGAUUCCAAUAUGGAUUGUCGAGAGUCGAGUUGGAACCAACACCGGUGCCAACACCCGACGAGAAUGGCGGAUGGGUGACUGUCACCUCGAAGAAACACAACCUGCCACUCAAGAGAGAUCAAUCGAUUGAUGACUCCAUCAAGAAUCUCGCUCAAGAGGAACCGAUGUUUGCUCUUGAAGAUGAAGAUCAAGAUAAUGACGAACACGAAUCGGAAGUAAACAGUCCAGCUGCCAACAACAACAACGCAUCACCCGAUUUCUUUAGUAAGGAACGUAGAGAUUUCGAUAAGAGAAUAGUAUCUGAGGAAGAACAAGAGCAAGAAGAGGAAGAGGACGAGAAUGAAUCAUCUACUUUUGAGGAGGUUGAUUCCGAUCAUAAGGAGGUUUUCGGCGACGAGCAAUCUGAAGAGGAACAAUCCGAAGAUGAGGAUUUCGAUCAGGAUGACGAAAGCACUCUUGACGAGUUGUUCAGUAAAUUGAUUAUCGUCACUCAAUCGCCAUAUAAAAAGAAAGGAAAAUCAAGCAACAGAAAAGGAUUCUCCAAUGAAAUCGCAUCGAUGAUCAACGAUGGUCUUUACUUUUACGAGCAGGAUCUCAAGAGAAAGAAAGUUCAACAACCAAAGAACUAUGCAACUGUCACUAUUGCUCCAUCGACAUCGACAUCAUCAACCAAGGUCAACAAACCAACUACAACAGCUACAACCAAUAGCAACAGCAGCAAUAAUUCAGCUGUCUCCAAAGUUAGAGAUCAACCAACUCGUCUCUAUUCACCAAAGGUCAAGAAGGAAGGACCACCAGUCGGUUGGAUUAUGGCUCCCACCUCUGAGGAUGCCGCUCCCACACCAAGUCCAAGCGAACCAUACUUGCUCAGCGCACAUCCACUUCCCAAGAAGUUGGCAGCUGCCGGCUCGUCGUACGACGGCAAGGAGAUUCCUUACUUCCAGCAUCCAUCGCACGAACUUCUCCAAGACAAUGGUUUCAUGCAACACAAAUACGACAAGUUCCGUUCCAAGUGUCUCAAAGAUCGUAAGCGUCUCGGUAUCGGUCAAUCGACAGAGAUGAACACUCUCUUCCGUUUCUGGUCGCACUUCCUUCGUGAUCAUUUCAACACCAAGAUGUACACCGAGUUCAAACAGGUCGCUCUCGAAGACGCCAAACACAACUUUAGAUACGGAUUGGAAUGUAUCUUUAGAUUCCUCAGCUACGGUCUCGAGAAGAAGUACCGUGCCGACAUCUACCACGACUUCCAGUCGCUCACACUCCAGGACUACCACGACGGCUACGUCUAUGGACUCGAGAAGUUCUGGGCAUACCUCAAAUUCAGAAAAGACCGUACCAAGCUCGAGAUUGUUCCGGAGCUCCAACAGCUGUUGAACAAGUUUAGAUCGAUCGAAGACUUCCGUGCCUACGAGAAGUCAAUGAAGCCAUCGACUUCACCACUGCCACGUUACAACAGCUUCCACCAUCAAAACACCAAACACCAACAACAAAAUCAACAACAUCAAUCAUUAUCAUCUUCUUCUUCCAACUCAAAUAACAACAACAACAACAACUCUCAAUCCAGCUAUGGAAACAGAAGAGUACAGAGGAAACCAUCCUCAUCUACUUCUCAGGCCUCCUGGACCACCAAGCAUCAGCAGAUCGGUGGAUCCGAGUCCUACACCAAAAAUGGCCACCAUUAA